Molecule: messenger RNA, 1920 nt
Organism: Microdochium trichocladiopsis
Lineage: Eukaryota; Fungi; Ascomycota; Sordariomycetes; Xylariales; Microdochiaceae
Product: calcineurin-like phosphoesterase
Exons: 2
Coding region: 1-1920 (639 amino acids)
Biological process (GO): sphingomyelin catabolic process
Molecular function (GO): sphingomyelin phosphodiesterase activity
Source: RefSeq, a predicted model, not a curated record
AUGAGGUGCCUAUCAAUUGUGCUGUUCCUUCUAUGGGCCCCGCUCGUGGUCCCUGCGCUAUCGACGACAUCUUCGACGCCUCUAGCCUUGACUAAGCGGGAUGUCAUCUCAGACAUCCUCAAUGACAUCAAGGACAUCGCAACCUGCGCCGGCUGCAACUCGCUUCUGCUCGUCUUGCAAGCGCUCGCACAUACCGGCAACGACAACUUCGUAAAGGUUAUUACAGCUGUAUGUACGGCCACAAAAAAAGAAGAUCCCGAUGUUUGUGCUGGAGCAAUCGGCCUGGAAGGCCCCAUUCUCGCGCACAACCUCCGUCAGAUGACUGUAGGCACCAAAACAGCGGACCUCUUCUGCCUCACUGUCUUCGGCCUCUGCCAGUGGCCGGCAGUCGACACAUCCUUCUCUCUUCCUCUGUCGUCCAAGCCAAGCAUAUCAAGACCUGCGCCUAGCAACAAGACGCCCAUCAAGGUGGUACACAUUAGCGAUAUCCAUAUCGAUCUCAACUACACCACUGGUGCCAGCUACAAUUGCACCAAGAACAUUUGCUGCCGGCCUUACACUGCCGAUGACGAGCCGGGCGUUACGGAAUACCCAGCUGGUCCGUACGGUAACUCUGCUUGUGACACGCCCUUGUCACUCGAAGAGAGCAUGUACGCCGCCAUCCAGUCUUUGGUCCCUAGCCGUGCCUUCAGCAUCUUCACCGGUGAUGUCGUUGAGGGAGCUGUCUGGCUGGUGACUGAUAAUGAAGUCACCUUGGACCUUCAGAGCGCGAAUAGUCACAUGGCUUCCCUUGGCCAGGUCUACCCGGUCAUAGGCAACCAUGACGCAUCUCCUGUCAACUCCUUCCCCCCUCGAUCCGUAGACACGGAUAUCUCUACUCAAUACGCGUACGACACCUUGUCCGACGCAUGGUCCUCGUGGAUAGGCGCGGCUGCCGCCGAUGAGGUAUCGACGAACUUCGGUAGCUACUCGACACUCACCGCGUCUGGACUCCGCAUCAUCAGCCUCAACACCAACUUCUGGUACAAGCAGAACUUUUGGCUUUACGAGAAGACCAUGGAAAACGAUCCAUCGGGUAUGCUCUCGUGGCUAGCAGCUCAGCUCGAAGCAGCCGAGGCAGCCGGUGAGAGAGUCUGGCUUCUCGGCCACAUGCCCAUGGGCGCCAGCGACGCAUUCCACGACCAGUCAUACUACUUCGACACAAUCAUCCAACGCUUCGACGCUACUAUUGCUGCCGUCUUCUACGGCCACACUCACAAGGAUGAGUUCGAGAUAGCAUACAGCGACUACAACAAGCAGUCGGCCUCCACAGCGACCAUGAUGUCGUACAUUGCCCCAGCCCUGACGCCAACCUCGGGAAACCCCACUUUCCGAGUCUACGACGUCGACCCGGUCACGUAUGGCGUCCUGGAUAUGCAUGUCUACUAUACGAACCUAAGCGAUCCUUCCUAUCAGACGUUCGGUCCAAGCUGGGGACUCUUGUACUCGGUUAAGGACACCUACGGCACGCAACUCGGGUACACUGACCCAUCUGCCGAGCUAACUCCGGCAUUCUGGCACAAUCUCACCGUCCUAUUUGAGAACAACGACGACGUGUUCCAGGAGUACAUUUCCCUGAAGAACCGGAAGGCUGGUAAUGAUGCCUGCACGGGUACUUGCAAGACGAGCGAGAUUUGCCAGCUCCGUGCUGCGCAGUCGCAGUACAACUGUGGGGUUGUCUCUCCGGGCAUCAACUUCAAGAGAGACGUGGUGGCUGGUAGUGUCAUUACUACUGCUGGCGAAUGUGAUGGAUCUCGGGCCGUGCCUAUCUUGACGGGACUUCUUGGUGCCGACGGCAUUGCGAACCUCAGGGCUGGGCUGGUGGAUGUUCUUGGACAGGCGUUCCUCAACACUGUGGUGCCCUUGAACUCUACAGAUUAA